Molecule: messenger RNA, 4962 nt
Organism: Sarcophilus harrisii (Tasmanian devil)
Lineage: Eukaryota; Metazoa; Chordata; Mammalia; Dasyuromorphia; Dasyuridae
Gene: CREBRF
Product: CREB3 regulatory factor
Exons: 9
Coding region: 312-2231 (639 amino acids)
Biological process (GO): response to unfolded protein; regulation of transcription by RNA polymerase II
Cellular component (GO): nucleus
Molecular function (GO): RNA polymerase II transcription regulatory region sequence-specific DNA binding; DNA-binding transcription factor activity, RNA polymerase II-specific
Source: RefSeq, a predicted model, not a curated record
GUCACGCGAUUUCCGGGAACCCGUCAGGAAGGACAUAAACAAAACAAACCCGAAGCAGCAUGGAGAGGGGCCGCGGCCCCCGCACCAGGACGGGCCCAAGCCCCUAAGCUCUCCUCUAAACACAGCACCAGCAGUUUCAUGCAGAACUACUUAAUGAAAACAGAGGUCCAAGCGAUUGAACUGAAGGUAUUCCGGUGAAAAUCUGCCACUUAUUGUAUAAAUUAUUUUUUAUCGUGAAUUUAAAGCUGGAAAGGAAUCUACAAGCAAGAAAAAAAAGUUUGGAAUUAGACUCUCAGGAUCUGGGCUUGGAAAUGCCUCAGCCUAGUGUAAGCGGAAUGGACCCACCUUUUGGGGAUGCCUUUCGAAGCCACACGUUUUCAGAACAGACUCUGAUGAGCACAGAUCUCUUAGCAAACAGUUCAGAUCCAGAUUUUAUGUAUGAACUGGAUAGAGAAAUGAACUACCAACAGAAUCCCAGAGACAACUUUCUUUCUUUGGAGGAGUGCAAAGAUGUUGAAAAUCUGGAGACUUUCACAGAUGUCCUGGAUAAUGAGGCUGCUUUAACCUCAAACUGGGAACAGUGGGAUACAUACUGUGAAGACUUAACAAAGUAUACUAAACUGACUAGCUGUGACAUCUGGGGAACAAAAGAAGUGGAUUACCUGGGUCUUGAUGACUUCUCUAGCCCCUACCAAGAUGAGGAGGUCAUAAGUAAAACUCCAACUUUGGCCCAACUUAAUAGUGAGGAUUCUCAGCCAGUAUCUGAUUCCCUUUAUUAUCCUGACUUGCUUUUUAGUGUCAAACAGAACCCCUUGACCUCUUCAUUCCCUGGGAAAAAGAUAGCAACCCGAGCUGCUGCCCCAGUGUGCUCAUCUAAGACUAUUCAGGCUGAGGUUCCUUUGUCAGACUGUGUUCAAAAGGCAAGCAAACCCACAUCAAGCACACAAAUCAUGGUGAAGACCAACUUGUAUCAUAAUGAAAAGGUGAAUUUUCAUGUUGAAUGUAAAGACUAUGUUAAAAAGGCAAAGGUAAAGAUCAAUCCAGUUCAGCAGACUCGGCCCUUGUUGAGCCAGGUUCAUGCUGAUGCAGCAAAAGAAAAUACCUGUUAUUGUGGAGCUGUAGCAAAGAGACAAGAAAAAAAAGGAAUCGAUACACUUCAGAGUCACAUAACUCCUACUUUGCCUUUUAAAGAGACCCAGGAACUACUUCUCAACCCUCCUCCCCAGGAGACUACAGGGUUAAUUGUGUCGGGAGAAAGCAGCAGUCUUUCUGCCAGCACAUCGGUCUCAGAUCCAUCCCAGAAAAAAGAAGAGCACAAUUAUUCUCUUUUUGUUUCCGACAACCUGGGUGAGCAACAAGCCAAGUGCAACCCCGAAGAUGAUGAAGAGGAUGAAGAUGAUGUUGAUGAUGAAGACCAUGAUGAAGGGUUUGGCAGUGAACAUGAGCUAUCCGAAAAUGAGGAGGAAGAAGAGGAAGAAGAAGAUUAUGAAGAUGACAAAGAUGAUGAUAUUAGUGACACUUUCUCUGAACCAGGUUAUGAAAAUGACUCAGUUGAAGACUUAAAGGAGAUGACUUCAGUAUCUUCGCGGAAGAGAGGCAAGAGAAGGUACUUCUGGGAGUAUAGUGAACAACUAACACCAUCACAACAAGAGAGGAUGCUAAGGCCAUCUGAAUGGAACAGAGACACUUUGCCAAGUAAUAUGUAUCAAAAAAAUGGCUUGCAUCAUGGAAAAUAUGCAGUAAAGAAGUCACGGAGAACUGAUGUUGAAGACCUGACUCCAAAUCCCAAAAAACUGCUUCAGAUUGGAAAUGAACUAAGGAAACUGAAUAAGGUGAUUAGUGAUCUGACACCAGUCAGUGAACUUCCCUUAACUGCCAGACCCAGGUCAAGGAAAGAAAAGAACAAGCUAGCUUCCAGGGCUUGCAGACUAAAGAAAAAAGCUCAAUAUGAAGCUAAUAAAGUGAAAUUAUGGGGUCUUAAUACAGAAUAUGAUAACUUGCUAUUUGUAAUCAAUUCUAUCAAGCAAGAGAUUGUAAACCGAGUGCAGAAUCCAAGAGAGGAUAGAGGACCCAACAUGGGACAAAAGCUUGACAUACUUAUUAAAGAUACUCUUGGCCUACCAGUUGCUGGACAAACCUCAGAAUUUGUGAACCAAGUGUUAGAGAAGACUGCAGAAGGAAACCCCACUGGAGGCCUAGUAGGACUAAGAAUACCAACAUCCAAAGUGUAAUUGGCCUCAAUUGACCACUACUCUCUGGUCAGAAUUAUGUCUGUGUUCAGUCAGGUUCUUCAUUGUAAAAUUUCAUUCUGUUCUGCAUGUCAGUUUAGCAUUAUGUAAACAUUUACAAUUAGGUUACAUUGUUUUAAUAACUAAAUAGUAUAAGUGAAGCAUGAUCCAAAAUACUUGAUUAUAGCAUUUUUCAGAGCAUAAACCAUAAUUAAAACUGCUUCUGGCAUUGGUAUGGAAACUUAUAUGUUUAUAAGUGGCUAUUUAGGACCAGGGUGCAAAAUCUAUAGAAGUCAAACUUGUUCUGCAAGUGAAAAUGUUAGCAAAUGCCAAAUGUUCCGGCAGGUUUAUGCUCUGAAUACAACACAAAAUUAAGAGGAAGCAUUUUUAAAAAUUGUCAGUUUAGAUUGUUUUUAGAAUUAUUGCUUUGUGUUCUAAUUUUUUUUCCCACAACCAUUAAUCUCACUUGUACAUAGCACACAUAGCAUUCAUGCUAGUGUGCCAUAUUAGACUUUAAUUUUCAGAGCUCAAUAUGAUAUAUAUAUAUAUAUGUCCGUGCAAGAAAAAAAAGCAUAUUCUUUGUGCCUUGUAUUUGGGGGAAAACUGUAGCUAUAAACUGGUAAUGUUUUGUAUGAUAACCCUAAUGAGGAAAAACAAGAUGUAUAGAUGGUGAAAAUUAUGGGGUUUAAAUGUUUUUGUUCCAACUCUUAAAAUUUUUUUGAAUGUAUAUAGGACUAUGUUGAAAUGUAGAUAUAUGCCACAGAGUCUGUGUAUUGUAUAAAAAAAAAAAAAAGAUGGCUCUAGAAAACUCAAUUUCGGUACUUGGCCGGAAGAAGACAAAUACUUGCACAUUAAUGCGAUUGUUUUAUUUUUUUGUACCAAAGACAAAUGCAACUGAUAUGGCGAACUGCCAGUCUAAGUAAAGUUUUGCACAGCUUACAUGAUACUGUAUUGAAUGUAUGAAAAAAAAAAAAAGGAAAAAAAAGAAAAAAAUCAAAAGGUCAGGGUUAGGGAUCUUACUGAACUGUGAAUUUUAUUUCUGUUUGGGUCCAAUUAUCUACAGAAGGAGCAUUCAUACAUACAAAUAUUAUUUUGCUGUUCCUCUAGUUCGCUUCCAUAGUAGAUAAGUUGGUGGCCAUUUAGGAGUUUGUAAAUCUUUUUUUCUGCACUUAUUGUAGGAAAUUUUAAUAUAUUUGCAUUUUAGUAAGCUAUUGGUAAAAUAGUUUUCAAUUUUGAGGAUUUAAAAAGUUUAUUUAGCUUGUUGUAGUAUACUUCCACCAAACAACCAAAAUACAGAUUAUUUUUAUUGUACUUGUAUAUAUAUAUGUAAAGAAAGAAAAAGCUACAAAUAUCUAAUUCUUUAGUUGCCACUUUUCCAAUUGAUGUAUUAUUGUGCAUGUAAUAUUUCCAAGGAUCAACACAAGCUUAAAACAAAAAAAAAAAUUUAUAGAUUUUUAUAUUUUUGUACAGGUAUUUCCAAACUAGCUUCUUCAAACUUACAUGUGACUUAUUCUUGUUAAUUCUAGUUUCUAUGAUUGAGAGAUAUAACACAUUUAGUUUUUAGGUGCUCUUUUGCUCAUAUAAAAGUCAGCUUCACUAGUCAGUGUUUAAACUGUGUUAAAGCUUUACCUAAGAGGUAUAAGAAAUCCCUUAUGUCAAGGCAGCAUCAUUCUCUGGGUUUGUGGACCUUCCCCCUGGGCUAUCCCUAAUUUUCCUUCCCUCUUCAUAUUCAUGCUCAGAUUUUGUUUGAGCUAUUACUGGAGGGGGUGGUGGUGACAGAAAAUUAAACCACGUUAAAGAAUCUACCCAACCAGAAUAAAAGUACUGAAAAGUUUCAAACUUAGGAAAGUCAUAGAGACCUCCCAUUUCUCCCUUGGAGUAUUUAUUUUUAAGUACAAUUUAUUUGUACUGUGUUUCCUUUUCUUUUCUUUUUUUUUUUUAACUGAAUCAGAUUUUUUUUAAUUCAAUUUUUUUUAUAAGUUUUAGAGUAUGAAGGUUUGAGUGAGUCCUACCAGUAAUAUGUGAACAUAUUGUACCUUGUUCCUAUAGUGCACACACAGUAUCAUGAAACUUUAUAGAAACUCCAAGGGGGGGAAGUCAUCAGCACUUGCACUAAAACUGUGAUGCACAUGUUUUCCCUAUACAUAUUUGAUAGAAACAUCCCUGAUUAGUUAGAGCACACUCUAGAGUAAACAGAUUACAAAACAAACAAAAUCUGGUUUUGAAAAUUUUGUUAGAUCUUUUUUGGUGGGGGAAGGAAGGCCAAGUACAAGUCUAUGACUUGGAAAGAUACAGAGAAUGUGUCUGGUAAAUUUUAAAAGUAUUGCCAAUACCACAGUUUUACAAUCAGGUGAAGAUCACUUUCAUGAUAGAGAUUCAACUGAUUGAUUUAUAAAAUGACCCAUUUUAGCGGCUCUAUUUUGAUCUUUUUUUUUUUUCCUGUCUAUAAACCAGAAUAUGAUUUUGGUCUCACAUUUCAAAAGAAAAAAGAAAAAAAAAAGAAAAAAUUCAAAAUCCAUGUAGUGGAUUAUCCUACUCUCUCAUUUCAGUGUUUUAUAUGUACAACUUAAGUUAAAUAGUUAAAAGCUUUUAAAUAGUUGAGCUUUUUAAUGUUGACACUUUAUUUUGUACCUAUUUAUAUAUGUAUGUAUAUCUUAGAAAAGCACUUUGUUAAAAAAAAAAAAAGAUUGCGUUUUAUAUGAUUCCUGCCAUUUGCUGCUAAAUCUGGGCUGGU